Erigeron canadensis is the source of this 1893-nucleotide messenger RNA. Its product is annotated as beta-catenin-like protein 1. The record is from RefSeq and is a predicted model, not a curated record. NCBI's taxonomy places the organism in Eukaryota, Viridiplantae, Streptophyta, Magnoliopsida, Asterales, Asteraceae. Bases 69 to 1625 code for a protein of 518 amino acids. The transcript has 8 exons. Gene Ontology annotation, cellular component: spliceosomal complex.
CAGAAGCAGGUUUAUGAGGGUUUUGGAAAACUUUCCGACGAGGACUCCAUCACAAACACACAACACAAAUGGAUUUGAUACACACAACCAAACGAAAACGCGAUAGCGACGAAGCCAUUACCAACGGAAUCGACCUUUCCUUACUGGAAGAAAUCGAAAAAUCCCAACAUUCAAUCGAAUCAGUCGACAUAAAAACCCUAAAAAAACUCGUUCUCUCUUUUGAACGGCGGUUCCAUGAAAACAUCGCUGCCCGUCUCAAAUUCCCAGAAAACCCAGAAAAGUUCGCUGAUUCUGAAAUCGAACUCCAUCAAGACAUCGAAAACAUGAAGAUCCUUGCAGGCGCCCCUGAACUGUACCCGGAGUUGAUAAAUUUGAAUGCAGUGCCUUCUCUCAUGGACCUUUUGAACCACGAUAACACGGAUAUCUCGAUUGACGUGGUAAGUCUCUUACAAGAUUUAACUGAUGAGGAUGUUUAUGAUGAAAAUGAUGAACCUGUUAAGAUGUUAGUUGAUUGUUUGUUAGAGAAUAAUGUGUUGGAAUGUUUAGUUAAUAACUUGUUGAGGCUAAAUGAGUCUGACCCAGAUGAGGUUUCGGCUGUUUAUAGUACUUUAACGACUAUCGAGAAUUUGAUUGAGGUGAAGCCUGCAGUGGCUGAAUUAGUGUGUGAAAAGACUAAAUUGUUGAGGUGGAUUGUGGGGAAGAUUAAAGUUAGGGAGUUUGAUAGCAAUAAGCAGUAUGCGUCCGAAAUACUUGCCAUUUUGUUGCAGACUAGUGUCGCGAAUCAGAAGAGGUUAGGACAGAUGAACGGCGUGGAUGUGAUUCUGCAGGCUGUUGCCAUGUAUAAGUCGAGGGAUCCUAAGAGUUUGGAUGAGGAAGAGAUGGUUGAGAAUUUGUUUGAUUGUUUGUGUUGUAUGUUGAUGCCUUUGGAGAAUAAGGAGAGGUUUUUGAAAGCGGAAGGUGUUGAGUUGAUGAUUAUUAUUAUGAAUCAGAAGAAGUUGUGUUAUGGGUCUGCCAUUAGGGCGCUUGAUUUUGCUAUGACUAAUUAUCCGCCUGCUUGUGAACGCUUUGUUGAUGUUAUGGGGCUUAAGACUGCUUUCCCUGCUUUCAUGGGUAAGAUUCCAACAACCAAAAACAAGAAAAAGAGAUCCAAAGAAGAGUUGGAGGAGCGUCUUAUAUCACUAGUCGCAUCACUUUUUGGUGGAGUGCUAAGGGGUUCAAGAAGGGAAAGACUACUAAGUAAGUUUGUUGAAAAUGAGUUCGAAAAGAUAGACCGGCUUAUGGAACUUUAUAUGAGGUAUGCAAACAGAGUGAAAGAAGAAUCUGAAAGGCUGGACGAACUAGAGUUGGACGAUCUAGAGAUGGAUGAAGAUGAAAAGUACAACCGAAAGCUGGAAUCUGGUCUGUAUUCUCUUCAGUUAAUUGCAGUUAUUCUAGGUCAUCUUUGGACCUCUGAUCAUCCUCGAAUAAGAUCAAGAAUAGAGUUACUACUCAAGCAACAAAAGUUGACUAAGAAGGAUGUCAAGAAUGUUCUGCAGGAAUAUCAUGACAACAUUGGUGAUCUGGAUGGGCCAGAUGAGAAAGAGAAGGCGCAAUUAAAGAUCCAGAGAUUCAUCGCUGCUUUGUGAGUCGAAAUGACAGAUCCUGUAUUCAGUGCUAAAGAUGAAUGACAUUAAGUGUUGCGUGAUAGACCAAAGUUUUGUUGUAAUGUUUCUAUUUCAACCUUUAAUGGCCUUGGUAUCUGUAGAAGUUAGAUGCGAUUAGCAAGGUCAUAUCAGGUGUACUUUAGGUUACUAUGUUUGUUUAGAAAUAUUUGAAAGGAGUUCUGAUUUGUACCUUUAAUUCAGGAACCCAAUCUAAUGCAAUAGUUAAAACAGUUAUUUUAUGACCUGCAAA